This is a messenger RNA of Lactuca saligna, 1059 nucleotides long. Lineage: Eukaryota; Viridiplantae; Streptophyta; Magnoliopsida; Asterales; Asteraceae. The record is from the annotation of a GenBank genome assembly.
AUGGUCAAGGGUAUUUUUGUUGAGUUCAAAUCCAUCGCCGGACAAUGGUCAAGAUCGGAUCUCUUCCUCUCUCUCUCAACCUGCUCCGCUGUCGCCCGUUGCUUAGCCACGUCGUCGCUGCUCACAACAUUCCGAUUUCAAGUACUGCCCCAAGCCCUAAACGAUUUCAUUGGUUUUGAAAUGUGUCAAAGAAAUGCAAUCCGUCAAAGGAAUGGAAUCGAGGUAAUCGGAUCAUAUCGAUCGUAUUCCUCAUUCCUCAGAUCACUUAUUACGCCAUUAUCGAUCGGAGCUUUGUUGUUCGCCGCCUGCUCCAUCCCUACCUCUCUUUUGCCUACCUCGAUCCUCCCUAAAUUUGAUGCUAAAUCAGAGGUACUAUCCUUGAUCCUCCCUAAAUCCCUUCCUCGGUUUCUCCUUCUCCACUCUUCUGUGAACUUAGCCGAUGAAGAUAAGGAGACUCAGCUCUCAUUUUGGAGUCCACUGUUGGAUCUGAGCUCUUUCCUGUUAAGGUUCCAAUCCACUCCAGUCCAAUCCAAUCCAAUCCAGGGAAUAUAUGAUGCAAAAUAUGCCCCAUUAUCUACACCACUAUUGUUGUCAUCAUCAUCCCGUACCACAUUAUCAUCUAUUGGUACUGUAUCUGCCCCAACAUUUGCUUCACAUGUUGGUGCCACAUCAUCAACACAUGCAUCAUCCAUACCUACAUCAUCCAACCAGUCAUCCUUACCUACAUCAUCUACCCAAUCAUUUGUAUCUACAUCUAUCCAAUCAUCUACACCUACAUCUACUACAUCAUCUGUACCUACAUCCACAACAAAUUGUAGUGAAUCGGUUGAGGAAAAUGUUGGCGUUCAACAUCAAGGGUAUUUACUUGGAUCUACAGGACUGGAUGGGCGUCUAUAUAUUGGAGUGCAAGAUAAGGAGUUAUUUUCUUCAGGCCUAUGUUCUUCCGUUAUCUAUGAAUCCUUUGGUGAAAGAGCUGAUUUAAACGGGUAUAGCUGGGCAGCUUUAAGUGACGAGACAAAACUCCUUUAUUGGGACAAGUUUCAUAAAGAGUGUCAUUAG